Messenger RNA from Xenopus laevis (African clawed frog), 1491 nucleotides. RefSeq lists its product as uncharacterized. NCBI's taxonomy places the organism in Eukaryota, Metazoa, Chordata, Amphibia, Anura, Pipidae. The coding region runs from base 97 to 1491 and encodes 464 amino acids. The record is from RefSeq and is a predicted model, not a curated record. The transcript is spliced from 5 exons.
UGCAGCGCGCACUUCCGCGUUCUGACAGUUCCGAAAUCCUCCGCGGCUUUUGGGCGGGAAAAUAGGAAGCGGCUUCGUGCGAAUGGCCUUAACAGAAUGAAGAGGAAAAGAGCACAACGCUCUGGGAUUGAGACCAGAAGCAGACAAGGCAACAAAGGGUGGAAUCAUCCAAAGCAGCACUUUUCCAAUCCUACGACUGAUCCAAAGCUACAGGAUUCUGACGCUGAGAUUUCAAGUAUCUCAUGUACAGGCACUUCACUGCAAGCUAUACAAAUUCCAGACACUUCACAGCCAGAUGCUCCUCAGUUCGUCUUGGAGCAGGCUUCGUGCACAAUGAAUGUUUCAGUUCUGGAGCAGCAGCAAUUAUCUUUUAGCCCGCCACUAAGCUCAACCUUCCAAAAUAUAGAUAUACAGGGGACUAAUGAGAAAAACAACACAAUACCACAAGGAAACAUGGAGGAAGACACCAGUCAGCCAUCUAUUAUUACAGAGCUUGAUUCUGUUGGGAUUAAUUCCAUUGACACCAUGAUGCAUUCUGCUAAACCCUGGGAAGAAUAUACAAUUUCAAGAUCUCAAGCCACAGAUAUGUUCUCUUCUAAGAUGAUAGACAUUUUGUUGGUUCCUGUAGAUGUGGAUGAACAACUGACAGUUUUUCAGAGAAAUUCACCUCCUAUUAAGGAACACCAAUGCAGUCAGAGCCACACAAGUGAGACUUGUGGUAUAACUAAUGGCUUCUUUGAGGAAAGGGAUGCUGUUGGGUUGCAUUCUAGAAAACAGGACAGGCCUAUGCCCAGCACAGUGCAGGUUCUUUCUGAGCAGUUACAAAAUAGUGUGUUUGAGCCAUUAGUGAAGCAUGAACUUGUAGGCUGUAAAAAUGAAUCUCAGUGUCAAAGCGACGUUUCACCAAUGCAAAAACAAGAUUCCCCAUUGAAAAUUGACGCAAACCACGUUCAUGGCUGCCUUAUCCAGGAACAGCAUAUAACUUGCCGUGAAUCAACUUCUGAUUUGCAAAGGAGCAUGCUCCCAAUGCAAGGACUGGAUUCCUUCUUGCAGGAUCCACAAAAGCAGAAUCAGAAAUUGUAUCUAAAGGAUACUGAGUUACUAGAGCCUGAUCCUAAGUUACAAGACAAGGAUGCUCAGCAGCCAUCUUUAUUUGAACAGGGUCCAAAGUUACAAAGGCAGAAAUUACAGUGGCAGGAACCCCCGUUAGACAUACAGGGUGACAAAACACUUUCUUUCGAUUAUACUGCGCAACAAAAUGAUCCUGGGGUAAUACAAUUUGAUUCUGCGUUACAAGAAAAUUACUCUCGUUUACAUAGUGAAGAGCCUGACUUUUGCAAUCUGAAUCCCUUAUUACAGAAUUCUGAAUUGCAUAUAGACAGUCACCAUUUAGAGUGCCAGGAUCCCAUGCUACAAAAAGAAGAUUCUCAGCUACAGUGUGUGCAGCCUCACUUACUCAAAGAGAAUCCCUUAUUACAAGGACUCGCCUAG